GGAAAGGAGGGCAACGAAUGGAUCCGGAAUCCGAUGUUAGUCAUGCAGAUACUGCUCCGAAAGCGUCCCUCGCUAUCCCAUGUCUCUUCUGCGUUGUCCCUCAAUGAUGUCCUUACAUCAAAUGAGAUCAACCACUUGCUCGCUGUGUUCGAGCAUAGAUACAGCCCUUGGCUGAGCAUGUCCCUUGGGUUCUUGAGCCCUCACCCAUUCCUGGUCAUGGUCCAGUGCGCCGUAGCCGCUCGCUACCUCGAUCCCAUCAGGAGAUCUUCUGUAUUGCCUGAAAUCUACGGCCUGGUGGAUUCUUACGUAGCUAGACUCACCUUCAGCUCAGUGCAGUCACUGGAGACCGUUGCUGCGUUCCUUAUCCUCUCGCUGUGGCCGUCUGGCGCAGGCACGCCGGAUGGGAGCUUGCAGGACAGUCGCAUGAUUGCUUCGUCGGCAGUCAGCGCAGCUAUGCAGCUAUCCUUAGAUCGGUCCGUGACCUCAGCGAUACAGCUACACUCCUCGCAUGUGUCGAACGAUGGGCAGCUCGAGAUAGCUCUGAACAGGGUCCGAUUAUGGUUGUCCCUUGUCAGCGCGGAGUGGAUGCUCUGCUUAGGCACCGGCCGGACUCCAACAUCCCGCCAUGCAGAUCAAGAUUACGAGGUGUUACGUAGGAUCUCUCCAUCAACUCUGCACUGCGGAUCUAGGGACCUACGCCUCGAUUUUCUUACACGCAUACAAAGUAUAGCGGAGAAGGCUAUCCACAUGGGUACGCACGAAGACGACUCUGAAGGCGUACACCGUUUUCGCGACGAAGCCGGAUCCAUCCUCACCCAAUUGGACUCCGUGUAUUCCAGCAUCCAGCCUCUCGCCAGUAUCUCGGACUAUGAAACGUACCACUUUCAAAUGCUCAUUCUGCAAUAUCAUACAUACAGGCUCCUUGCGCUAUGUCGCUUUCUCGAAGAGUUGCGGUCACAUGCCGUUCACAAUGGGCUCGGCGCAUUCCAGUCAAAGGGCUGGGUAGCCGCCCUCGAACCCCUCCAGCGACGACUCACCGCUCAGUGGGGCAUGGCCGCCAUCAUCGCUGCCCAAUCGGUUCUCAUCACUUUCCUCGCAGCGCCUGUCUCAGACGAAGACCUGCUGAGCACCCCAGACAACGUCCUGGCUAUGAUCUCUCUGUCCGGGGCGGUGGUCAUCCUUACCAAGACGUCACUCAUGCGGGACUACGGGAACGGGGACGGUCUUCUGCUGCAUUCGAGCGACGCUCUGGUCCCGAGGGUUGUAGCGAGACUCCACAGGAUCGCGGACGCGUCCAUGUGCGCGGCGCGAUGUGCGGAGGUCCUGGAGAUCGUGCAUGGGACUUGGAAGACGGAGCAUGAUGUGUACCUUCGGACCACGCAACAGCAGACUCGUGGUGAGAAGAGGCGAAGGGAGAGCACGCCAGGCCCACCGCAUUCCACGGGCGAGUGUCUGACGGCUGAGCAGCAAGAGGGGCAGGCGAUGUUCUCAGGAAUACCUUAUGAAGGCUUUGCCUUCGAUAGCAUAUUCGCCCAAAAUAUGUAUGCCGGCCCGGGUCAGGAUAUUUUGUUGGAUAUGAAUUUCUGGGGCGCCUUCACGCAAAAUCUUCAGGGUACAUGA
This is a messenger RNA of Gloeophyllum trabeum ATCC 11539, 1620 nucleotides long. RefSeq lists its product as uncharacterized. The transcript is spliced from 5 exons. The record is from RefSeq and is a predicted model, not a curated record. Gene Ontology annotation, cellular component: nucleus. Gene Ontology annotation, molecular function: DNA-binding transcription factor activity, RNA polymerase II-specific; transcription cis-regulatory region binding. Gene Ontology annotation, biological process: regulation of DNA-templated transcription. Bases 34 to 1620 code for a protein of 528 amino acids. Lineage: Eukaryota; Fungi; Basidiomycota; Agaricomycetes; Gloeophyllales; Gloeophyllaceae.